GCGGGGCGGGGCAGUCAGCUGACGCCGCUGUCUCUUUGACCGGCGGGCUGAGGGAGCGCCCGUGCUGCAGCCGCUUCCUGCCAGCUGCCGCUCGUCAUGCUGCUGCUUCUACUGCUGCGGCUCCUGCUCCCGCUGGCCGGCCUGGCAGCGAUCCCCCGGGUUCAGGCUUCGUUGACCCAAGGCAUCCCUUCAUAACCACACUAUUGCCUACUGGAGACUUCUGCAGAACAGAAGGGAACAGUCAGGAAGCAAAGAUGAUCUCCUUCAAGCAACUGCCUCUAGAAGCAAAGGCUGCAGUAGCUGCAGGAGUGGUUUUCUUCUCCAUGAUGCUAUCGCGGAGUUACCUGGCAGAGCAACUCGAGCUCAGGACUCGGCGUUGGCUUCUAAGGCUGCAGAUGGCACUCUUUGCUAAUGCACUCAUGUUGAUAGGAUCUCUUCAUGUUUGGAGAAGCACAGUCACCACGUUCUCCAGGUCUUCAGCUGCCAGCUCCUUCUUUUUCACGCCAUGGAAAAUAGCUGUGUUCAUGUUUCUAGCUUUGGCUCAUUCAAGCUUCUUUACGUUGCUGUUUCUUGUUGCAGAAGAGCCCUAUUUCUUUUCUUUAGCUGCCUAUACUUGCCUGGGGGCCUAUAUCAUUCUUAUAUUCUUUCUCUUCACUCUAGGCUCUGUAGAGCAGGCUUACAAGUUCUUUGCUGGGAGAGGAGCUAAGGCAGGUACUGGAAACAAGAACAGAACAGCAAUGAAACCAGUUUUGGCAGUCGCGCUGACUGUUGUGCUGACUGUCGUUGGGCUGUUAAAUGCUUCCCAGCCUCCUACUGUGAAGUCAGUGGAGAUUCCAGUUCACAAGUUGCCCUCAGCUAUGAAUAAUCUGAGAGUGGUGCUGCUUUCAGAUAUCCACCUGGGGCCCACGGUUGGGAAGACCAAGCUUGCCAUGAUUGUGAGAAUGGUUAAGGCUUUGAAACCAGAUAUCACUGUGAUUGUGGGGGACCUGACUGACUCAGAGGCAGCAAUCAUACGACCUGCUGUUGAGCCUCUUGGAGAACUUAACUCCCCUUUGGGGACUUACUUUGUUACAGGGAACCAUGAGUACUACACAUCAGAUGUUAGCAACUGGUUUGAGCUGUUAAAAUCCUUUAACAUUCAGCCACUUCACAAUGAGAAUGUGAAGAUUAUUUCACCAGGGAGCACGGAUGACUGGUUCUGCCUGGCUGGUGUUGAUGAUAUUGAGGCAGAUGUACUGCGCUACUCAGGGCACGGUAUGGAUUUAAAAAAAGCACUUACAGGUUGUAGCAGUGACCAUGCAAUAGUGCUGUUAGCUCAUCAGCCUAUUGCUGCAAAGUGGGCCCUUCAGGAGAGACCAGACAUAAAUUUAAUUCUCUCUGGCCACACUCAUGGAGGGCAGAUGUUCCCGCUACAUGCUGGAGCUUACUUUCUGAAUCCCUUCUUUGUUGGCUUGUACAAAGUUGGGCAGAACACAUUUGUUUAUGUCAGUCCAGGGACGAUGUACUUUGGAAUACCCAUGAGGCUGGGCAGCAGAGCUGAAAUAACAGAGAUAAUUCUACGUUCUCCUUGAGGAGUUUUCCAUUUGACAGACUUCUGUCAUCUUUUUUGGUCAGUAUUAUUGGCUCUUCUGCUCUGAAAGCAAAUCCUUAUUCGAGGAAGCCUAUGUUAGGGUGGACUCCAGCAGGUUCUGUUAAGUUUGAUGAAAAAACCCCACUAAAUGUAUCUUAGGCCUCUGUAGCAAAUCACGGGGGCAUGUUAAAAUACCGAGCAAAUUAAUUCUUUGGGUUCAUUAUUACUGAGAUUCUGAAUUUAAAGAUAACACAGAUUUCAUGGAGAUAAUGCGUGUUGUGUGCAUGUUCAGUUUUAUCUGUGUCUAAGCAGCUAUUUCAUGUUCCACUGUUCAUUAUCCACUGAGCAGCUGCCUUAUCAUAUCUCAGACAGGUGAAAUUCUUAUGUAUUAUAGUGAAAUCACUUGUAAAUGUUUUCCGGAAGAGACUACAGUGUCCUGCUGAGUAUGUAAACAGUAGAAGCCUUCUGCUAGAAAUGUUGCAGGAAAGGAAUAGUUGUUUGGUUUUGGUUUUUUGUUUUUUUUUUUUCCACUGAGACUGGAUAUCUUUAUCCUGCUAUCUUCUCUGCAGUGUGCACGAGGACAUUUUUUGCCAGUUAAAAAGCUGAGGAGACUGAGAUACCAAAGGGUGAAAGUAGCUAUUUUUCUGCAAGCGUUUUCACCAGAAUAACUGGGCAUCUAGUAAUUACUUACUGAAAAUAGCUCUAACAAAAGCAAAUGAAAAAGAAAACUUGUAAUUAUUUUAACUUCUCUUGCUGUCUGAGCAUACAGUACCUGCUGAUGUAAAGCACAAAAUCCAAAGUUGAAAUACUCAGUCUCUUAUCUUGAUGCUAUGUUUGUUUGCUUGUGUUAUGAGGGGUUAUUUUGAUGUUUAUGCUUGAUUUAUCUUCUGUGAUUUUUCACUUACUAGAAUAAGAAGAUGCUAUUUGAAAACAAUGCAGAUAGGUUAAUUCUUAAUUUUUAUUUCAAGUUUUAAAGUAAAUGGUGUCCUUUUUAAGAAGACGAAACUCUGCAGCAGGUGACUUUCCUCAGUAGCAUUUGCAGAUCUAUGGCCUGGUUUUAUGACAGGCACGUGACAGGGUACUUGCUGCAGGAUGAGGGAUGGAGAAUUUUUCUCUGCCUUUCUUAGAAGGGCUUAACACAGGUUAAUAUAAUUUUGGGAAUUUUGAUACAUUAGAAAAUAUUAAUCCAUUCUUGCAUCCAUAUCUUUGUGUUCAUCUAAGAAAGCCAGGAUGUAAAUUAACGUGGGUAUAUUGUCCAGGCCAAUGAAAGAAUUUACUUCUGUACAUCUGCUCUUCUCCUCUUCCACCUCAGUGUUGCUGUAUGAAAUAUAAAGAAUGAAUAUAAAGUAUGAAUUCUGCCUCUGAGCCUGAGGUCUCCAGCUGUAGUCAGAGGGUCUCCCUUGCUCUGCCUUUCCUCCUCUCUGGGAGACCUGUGUAGCACAGGGCAAAAGAGAUUGCUGCUUACACAGGAGGCUGAGGGUGGCAUGACCAGAACUAUAAUGUUCAGUCUUUUCCUGUCUUCCUUUAUGACCCUCGAUCAGCCACACCUGUGUUUUAUUCUGCAGCUCCUGAUCUUGUUUUGCAGGAGGGGUGUGGAGAUGUGCUUGAAAGGCUUUGAAAAGUUAGAGAUUUCUGUUAGUGAAAUUUUGAAGUUUCCCUUUAUUCCCUUUCUUCAGCACAAACCCAUCCCAGGCAGUUCUUAACUGCUAAGCUGUUUUUUUGUAUCCUAUUCCUCUGUACAAACAUCUUGCAUUUUUACUCAUAGGAAUAUUGAGAAAUACUAUAAAUGUGUCAUGUGCACUGGAAGGUUGGUGGUAGAGCUGGAAAUGUCAGUUCCCCUUUUAGUCUGAAAACCAAACACCUGACCAGCCAGUCUCUUCACUUGCCAGACUGGGUCAUUUCUAUUUCCCAGCACCUAUAAUUUUGUAAACUUUUUUCUUGUCUGCAAUAGUAUGUACUUAUGCAUCCUAAAGUUUCCAUGUAUCACUGCCCACUGCUUGCCUGGGGUCCAUCUGAGGUUCUUCCCAUUGGUAGCCCAGUGUCAUAUGGUCUUGCGUAGAGAGAAUCUUGACAGCCUUCAUAGCCUCUGUUUAGAUAUCAGUUUGACUUCAGCUAAAAGCUGUGUUAUGGGUUUAGUAGGGCAGAGUAUUCCCUCUAGGCCAGUGGACCAGAAGAAGGGCAGCUUUUCAUUUAUUACCCUGAGGGUUACUACUGUGUUAAGACUAGUUGUUGAGUAAGUUUCCAUGUUUCCUUACUGGGAGAGUUUUGUGGAACUUGUUUUAAAUAGUGUUAGUUUCCCAAUGUGUUGCUAGUUUUCCCUCCCCCCUCCUUUCUAUUCUCAUUCCAUCUAAAUGUGUGCUGAAACCUAUCUUGAGUGAUCCUUCCAUCCCAGGGGUUCAGAUAACUUCUUGAUUAAUUUGUAUGUGCCCCGCUUUGUGUGAACUUUUAGGAACAGCUACAAGCCUUUUAGGAGUGGUCAUAUUAUAAUUUCAUGAAUUUUUUGUUCUCCUGAUGUAAUUUAAUUCUUGGUAUGUUUUUUUGGUGUUGUUUUUUUUUAAUUAUUUC
This is a messenger RNA of Calypte anna (Anna's hummingbird), 4135 nucleotides long. RefSeq names its product transmembrane protein with metallophosphoesterase domain (gene TMPPE). The record is from RefSeq and is a predicted model, not a curated record. Gene Ontology annotation, molecular function: hydrolase activity. Bases 255 to 1571 code for a protein of 438 amino acids. NCBI's taxonomy places the organism in Eukaryota, Metazoa, Chordata, Aves, Apodiformes, Trochilidae. The transcript is spliced from 2 exons.